Trichoderma asperellum CBS 433.97 is the source of this 234-nucleotide messenger RNA. Lineage: Eukaryota; Fungi; Ascomycota; Sordariomycetes; Hypocreales; Hypocreaceae. The record is from RefSeq and is a predicted model, not a curated record.
GACAUUGAGGCGAAAGGUACCUUUGGCCAGGCGAUACUUAUGCAGGCUGCGGAACACGGGCACGAGGCCAUCGUGAGGCUAUUGCUUGAAAAGGGAGCCGAUGUCGAGGCGAAAGAUGUAUUUAAUAGGACGCCACUUUCGUGGGCUGCUAAGAAUGGGAGCGAGGUCAUUGUGAGGCUGUUGCUUGAGAAGGGCGCUGACGUCGAGGUGAAAGAUACGUUUAACAAGACGCCA